Phyllostomus hastatus (greater spear-nosed bat) is the source of this 3750-nucleotide messenger RNA. RefSeq names its product oxysterol binding protein like 5 (gene OSBPL5). NCBI's taxonomy places the organism in Eukaryota, Metazoa, Chordata, Mammalia, Chiroptera, Phyllostomidae. Gene Ontology annotation, biological process: phospholipid transport. Gene Ontology annotation, cellular component: membrane; cytosol; intracellular membrane-bounded organelle. The record is from RefSeq and is a predicted model, not a curated record. Gene Ontology annotation, molecular function: sterol binding.
CCUGGUCCUGCCAGGCCCUUCCUCCGGACCCGAGCCAGGGCGUAGGUGCAGGGGACACAACAGUGGCUCCCACUGGCUCACAGCUCUGUGCAGCCAAGCGGCUGGGGACAAGCCUUCCGAGAAGCCCCCCGGCGCCCCCGCCAUGAAGGAGGAGGCCUUCCUGCGCCGCCGCUUCUCCCUGUGCCCGCCGUCCGCCGCCCCGCAGAAGGCCGAGCCCCGGAGACCCGCCCGGGACCUGCUCCUCGGCGGGGACAGCGAGCUGUGCCCACCCAGCCCAGGGAAGGACAUGGAGCCGAACGGCCCAUCGCUGCCACAGGACGAAGGGCCCCCGACCCCUGGCUCCGCCACCAAGCUGCCACCGGCAGACUGCAGGCCGUGCAACGGGUCCGACAAGGAGUGUGUGUCCCCGACGGCCAAGAUCACCAAGAAGGAAACUCUCAAGGUGCAGAAGGAGAACUACCGGCAGGAGAAGAAACGCGCCACGAAGCAGCUGCUCAGCGCCCUGACGGACCCCCGCGUGGUCAUCAUGGCCGACAGCCUGAAGAUCCGAGGGACCCUGAAGAGCUGGACCAAGCUGUGGUGCGUGCUGAAGCCGGGCGCGCUGCUCAUCUACAAGACGCCCGAGGUGGGCCAGUGGGUGGGCACGGUGCUGCUGCGCUGCUGUGAGCUCAUCGAGCGGCCCUCCAAGAAGGACGGCUUCUGCUUCAAGCUCUUCCACCCGCUGGACCAGUCCGUCUGGGCCGUGAAGGGCCCCAAAGGAGAGAGUGUGGGCUCCAUCACCCAGCCCCUGCCCAGCAGCUACCUGAUCUUCAGGGCCGCCUCUGAGUCCGACGGCCGCUGCUGGCUGGACGCCCUGGAGCUGGCCCUGCGCUGCUCCAGCCUCCUGCGUCUCAGCGCGUGCAAGCAGGGCGGCGACCGGGGCGAGCCUGGGUCCUCGCCUGACGCGUCGCCCUCCUCGCUCUGCGGGCUGCCGCCCUCGGCCGCCAUGCAGGACCAGGACCUGUUCCCACUGAACGGGUCCUCCCUGGAGAACGACGCUUUCUCAGACAAAUCAGAGAGAGAGGUUGCGGAGGAGUCGGACAGUGAGACCCAGGGGCACAGCCGGAAGACCAAUGAGAGCGGGAGUGACCAGUCGGAGGCCCCAGGAGGCCCAGCGCCUCGAGGGACCACCUACGUGGAGCAGGUCCAGGAGGAGCUGUGGGAGGGGGACGAGGCGUCCCAGGUGGAGACGGUGUCGGAGGAAACCAAGAGCCUGAUGUGGGAGCUGCUGAAGCAGCUGCGGCCGGGCAUGGACCUGUCCCGCGUGGCGCUGCCCACCUUUGUCCUGGAGCCCCGCUCCUUCCUCAACAAGCUCUCCGACCACUACUACCACGCCGACCUGCUCUCCAGGGCCGCGCUGGAGGAGGACGCCUACAGCCGCAUGAAGCUGGUGCUGCGGUGGUACCUGUCCGGCUUCUACAAGAAGCCCAAGGGGAUCAAGAAGCCCUACAACCCGGUCCUGGGGGAGACCUUCCGCUGCAGCUGGCUCCACCCCCACACCAACAGCCUCACCUUCUACCUGGCGGAGCAGGUGUCGCACCACCCGCCCGUGUCCGCCUUCCACGUCAGCAACCGGAAAGACGGCUUCUGCAUUAGCGGCAGCGUCACGGCCAAGUCCCGGUUCUACGGGAACUCACUGUCGGCGCUGCUGGACGGCAAGGCCAGGCUCACCUUCCUGAGGCGGGCGGAGGACUACACCCUCACCAUGCCCUACGCGCACUGCAAAGGAAUCCUGUACGGCACCAUGACCAUGGAGCUGGGUGGCAGCGUGGCCAUUGAGUGCCAGAAGAACAACUUCCGAGCUGAGCUGGAGUUCAAGCUCAAGCCUUUCUUUGGGGGCAGCACGAGCAUAAACCAGAUCUCGGGCAGGAUCACAUCGGGAGAGGAGGUCCUGGCGCAUCUCUCCGGACACUGGGACAGGGAAGUGUUUAUCCAGGAGGAGGGGCGAGGAGGCGCCGAGCUCUUCUGGAGCCCGAGUGGGCAGGUGCGCGAGCGGAGGCUGCGGCGACGCACCGUGCUCCUGGAGGAGCAGGGGGAGCUGGAGUCGGAGAGGCUCUGGCAGCACGUCACCAGGGCCAUUAGGGAUGGUGACCAGCACAGGGCCACGCAGGAGAAGUUUUUACUGGAGGAGGCGCAGCGGCAGCGGGCCCACGAGCGCCGGCAGAGCUUCACACCCUGGACACCCCGGCUGUUCCACCUGGACCCCACCACCCAGGAGUGGCGCUACCGAUUCGAGAACCACAGCCCCUGGGACCCCCUGAGGGAUAUCACCCAGUUUGAGCAAGACGGGGUGCUGUACACCCUGCAGCGAGAGCGCCUGAGCCCCCAGACCCGCGUGGAGGGCAGCCCGGGGCCUGGGCACCAGGGGCCUGGCCCAGACCGGCGGCUUCGCAAGGCCAGCGACCAGCCCUCCGGCCACAGCCAGGCCACCGAGAGCAGUGGCUCCACGCCCGAGUCCUGCCCAGAGCUCUCGGAUGAGGACGGUGACGGAGACUUUGUCCCCGGCAGCGAGAGCCCGUGCCGGCGGUGCGGGAAGGAGGCCCGGCGGCUGCAGGCCCUGCACGAGGCCACCCUGGCCCUCCGGGAGGCGCAGCAGGAGCUGCACAGGCAGCUCUCGGCCCUGCUGAGCUCCACCGCCAGGGCCCGGCGGGCAGCGGCCGCAGGCCCCCUGCAGAGCCCCCGCGCCUGGUGUCUGCUGUGCGUGCUCCUGGCCUGCCAGCUGCUCCUGAACCUCGUCCUCACGUGAGCGUCCUUCGGGCCGUGUGGCCGCCGCCCGAGGAACUCGGCCGCUGCUGCCCUCCCUCCCCGGCAUCCAGCACUUUAAACCAGCCCGGGGAGGCGGAGGGACGCUGUGAGCUCGGCCCCUGUGGACAGAGGGGCCCCAGCGGCGGGAGGACAGCAGGAGGGACCUGGGGCCGCCCGGCUCCUCUUGGGGAGGCGCCGGCCUCUGUGGAGGGCCCUCAUCCAGCACUGGCCUUAAUGCUCAAGCCAAAUGCCACUUUGUCAUGCAACGCACACCCUGGUCAUCUGGCCUCGCUCUCCCGGUCCAGCGCCCACCUGCCACGUGGGGUCGGCGCAGGCCGGGCGUGGGAGGGUCCGCCAGCGUUGGACAUUGGGUCCCCAGGGCCACCCUGGUCCUGACCCACAGGCUGUCCCUCCUGAGACUUUGCCCCUGUCACCCUGGUGUGGCCUCGGGCGAGACGCUGGGACGGCCCAGGCGGGGCCCCUGGAGUCACUCUGCCACUGUGCUGUUUGGAAGGAGCCUGGUCAGAAGUGAGGGACCUGCUGCAGCCCCGCAGCCCAGCCCCGCGGUGGGUGGGGGCACCUGUGAUCGCAGCUCCGAGGGCCGCCCGGCAGUACCAGCCGUGAGUGGAGCACGGCUGCCCUGCGCCUGCCUGGGAACGCUUCCCCUGGGCCCAGCGGGGCCCUGCUCUCCCCGCACUUGCUGGAUAAACGCCACAGCAAUACCGUCAGCGGGCAGUGUCUGCCCUCCGCUCCGUGUCCAGUUCCACCUGUGUGGGUGUGCACAUGUGUGAGCGCCCGUACGUGUAGGUGCACACGGAGCCUGAACUCAGCAGUGGCCGUGCCCUGGGGGCUGAUGCCCCAUUUUCUGGUUUUGUGCCCAUGUCCUGCCCUGUCCCGCCACCCCCCCCCCCCCGCAGUGUGGGGACAGGUCUGUGCUCUGUUCCCUGAAAUAAAGGAACACACCCA